CAGAGUCCGGAGCAGAAAGGGCCCAAGGGCAGCGCCCUGCUCCCAUCCGUGCCACUGGGCUGCACGGAGGAGGGAGGUGGAGCUCCGGGGACAGGAGGCAGUUCCUCUGUGUUUGUUUAAAGAGCAUGGUGUGGUGGGUGUUUAGGGCCAUUUGGAGAGAGCGGCUGCCCCGGGAGGAGGGGGCAGUGAAGUACUCUGAGGCAAGAGCAGCUUUCUGAGCUGAGGCCUCACUCUCACCUGCUGGCAUGCCACCCCAAACCCGGGCUCGGCAGAGACUUUUGAUCAAAGGGGGAAAAGUUGUGAAUGCUGACCUCUCCGUGGUGGCUGAUGUGUAUGUGGAAGAUGGAGUGGUGCAGCAGGUGGGACCAAACCUAAACCCAGAACCCUCAACUGGACUUGUGGUGCUGGAUGCGACCAACAAGCUGGUGAUCCCUGGGGGCAUUGAUACUCACACACACAUGGAGUUCCCUUUCAUGGGUAGCAGGUCAAAAGAUGACUUCUACACUGGAACCAAGGCAGCUAUAGCAGGAGGAACCACUAUGAUCAUUGACUUUGCCAUCCCUCAGAAGGGUUGUUCUCUUACUGAAGCCUUUGAUACAUGGAAAAGCUGGGCAGACCCCAAAGUCUGCUGUGAUUAUUCACUGCACGUGGCAGUCACCUGGUGGAGCAACAAGGUGAAGCAAGAAAUGGAAAGUCUUGUUCAAAACAAAGGUGUCAACUCCUUCAAGAUGUUUAUGGCCUAUAAAGACAUAUACAUGGUCAAUGAUGAGGAGCUAUAUGAAGCCUUUUCCUGCUGUAAGGAACUUGGGGCGGUUGCUCAAGUCCAUGCGGAGAAUGGGGAGCUAAUUGCACAGGGUGCAAAGAAGAUGCUGGCAAUGGGAAUAACCGGCCCUGAGGGUCACGAACUCUGUCGUCCUGAAGAAGUGGAAGCUGAAGCUACACAAAGAGCGAUUACCAUAGCAAAUGCUGUGAACUGCCCCCUGUAUGUAGUCCACGUAAUGAGUAAAUCUUCAGCAAAGGUGAUAAGUAAUGCACGAAGGGAAGGAAAGGUGGUUUAUGGGGAGCCUAUUGCUGCAAGUCUUGGCACUGAUGGCACCAACUACUGGAAUAAAGACUGGGCUCAUGCUGCAGCAUAUGUGAUGGGACCCCCACUGAGACCAGAUCCAUCUACUCCUGGUUUCCUCAUGAACUUACUGGCCAAUGGUGACCUGUCUGUGACAGGGACUGACAAUUGCACCUUUGACAUUUGUCAGAAAGCUCUGGGCAAAGACGACUUCACAAAAAUCCCUAAUGGAGUGAAUGGUGUGGAGGACAGGAUGUCAGUCAUAUGGGAAAAAGGCGUUCACAGUGGAAAAAUGGAUGAAAACAGAUUUGUAGCUGUUACCAGCACAAAUGCAGCAAAAAUCUUUAACCUUUACCCAAAGAAGGGCAGAAUUGCUGUGGGCUCUGAUGCUGACAUUGUAAUUUGGGAUCCUAAAGCUACAAGGACAAUAUCUGCAAAGACACAUCACCAGGCAAAUAACUUCAAUAUAUUUGAAGGAAUGGUCUGCCAUGGAGUUCCAGUUGUGACAGUUUCAAGAGGCAAAGUGGUUUAUGAAGGUGGAGUUUUCAAUGUCACAGCAGGAGAAGGCAAAUAUGUCUCCCGUCCACCAUUCUCCCCAUAUGUCUACAAACGAGUCAGACAGCGGGAACAGAUAAAAGCAAAUGAAAAUGACCUUGCUGCCCUCACCAGCAGUUCCUUCUGGGUCCAGCAAUCAAUCUACAAUCAACUUCUCAAGAGCCAACAUGAAACAAUAACCAAUAAGCCUUAUACUUGGUUUCCUACAUAAAAUUGCCGUUGAAAUUUAUCUUUGAAAAUACUUUUGCUAUAAGAACUGGAAAAUUGUUUUAGAAAAUGGAGUAGUAAUAAUAAGAAAACCCCUGCAAUUACAAUGCCACAGCUCUGUACAUUCAUAAAAAUAUGUAAGUUUUGGGAUGGUAUUUCUCAAUGUUUAUCUUUAGAAGGUAUCAGCUACUCAAUAAAGUGAAAGCAAU
Messenger RNA from Passer domesticus (house sparrow), 2034 nucleotides. It is a transcript of the gene DPYS, whose product is annotated as dihydropyrimidinase. The transcript is spliced from 9 exons. NCBI's taxonomy places the organism in Eukaryota, Metazoa, Chordata, Aves, Passeriformes, Passeridae. The record is from RefSeq and is a predicted model, not a curated record. Bases 246 to 1829 code for a protein of 527 amino acids. Gene Ontology annotation, cellular component: cytoplasm. Gene Ontology annotation, molecular function: dihydropyrimidinase activity. Gene Ontology annotation, biological process: pyrimidine nucleobase catabolic process.